Zalophus californianus (California sea lion) is the source of this 1068-nucleotide messenger RNA. RefSeq lists its product as uncharacterized. Bases 36 to 695 code for a protein of 219 amino acids. The transcript is spliced from 12 exons. NCBI's taxonomy places the organism in Eukaryota, Metazoa, Chordata, Mammalia, Carnivora, Otariidae. The record is from RefSeq and is a predicted model, not a curated record.
GGGGAAGGUCCCACAUCAGACAGCUGGUAGUGUGAAUGCUGUGGGAGGAUGGCCGUUCAAGCGGCUUCUCAUGGGGCCCUCUGCAUUGUGUUCUGGGCCAGGGAUUCAAACCUGGAGGGUCUACGAACAAGAUCAGGGACGGAACAGUCCAGAAACCUUCAAGAAGAUCUGCUCUCCACCCCCACACAUGGGCCCGAAAGUUCUGGAGGCGUCACACAAAAGUGCAUCCUACUGACCAAGUGACUGAAGAUCCUGACAGCAUCGUGGUGGAGAAGCUUGGCCAGGAAAAACUGACUUCUCCGGUGGGCUCAGAAACAAGCACUAGUGAUCUCGUGGAAGAAACGCUUGAGACACCUGGAGUCAGCGUUGCUGAGGACUCAUCUCUGGCCACGCUUUCAGGAACUUCAGGAGGGAGCGAAAAUGAUGCUACUGACAAGUCUUUAGUCUGGGCAUGGCUGUGGAGGAGUAUCCCGGAUGAGGAGGACCUGUGGAUUACCAAAGUGAUGUCAGGAACCAGUGACAGUGAGUGGGUCGUGGAAAGCCUGGAGUACUCCACCAAUGAUGAAGAUGCUCCAGGCGAGGCCGUCACCAUCCGUGUCACCGUCCACGAAGAAGAGUACUUUGGAGACUGUGAGGACUCCGGCCAAGUGGGCCACGAUCUGUCAUCCCAGAAAUCCCACGAAGACCCCGUCUGAGCUGCCUGGUCCUUGAAAACAAAAGCUUUCCAUCCCGGGUGGUGCCCACAGAGGCCCCUUGGGCCCUGCUGCUUUGCAGCUUGUCGAGUACAUGAGGACAUGGCCUCCUUGGUGGACUCAGACCAUUCCUUUUUGUCCCCUUCUGCUGUCCUUUGGGUUACAAUUCUGUGUGGAGCUGUGUAACACUUUUGUGUGUCAUAAGAAGAAGAAUCAGAGCACAGAACUGCGCAUAGGCCCUUGUGAAUCUUGUCUGAGCCAGCCUCACAGACCAGGGAGUUUGAUGAUCUCACCAGACUGUCGUCCACCCGGAUGAACUUCGCUGAAGGUCACCAGUCCGACCAGUUGAGGUUCUCCCACUAUCUCCAUAUUGUGU